Trichoplax adhaerens is the source of this 630-nucleotide messenger RNA. RefSeq lists its product as uncharacterized. Lineage: Eukaryota; Metazoa; Placozoa; Uniplacotomia; Trichoplacea; Trichoplacidae. The transcript has 5 exons. The record is from RefSeq and is a predicted model, not a curated record. Bases 1 to 630 code for a protein of 209 amino acids. Gene Ontology annotation, cellular component: cell cortex; nucleus. Gene Ontology annotation, molecular function: guanyl-nucleotide exchange factor activity; GTPase activator activity. Gene Ontology annotation, biological process: mitotic cytokinesis; activation of GTPase activity; regulation of cytokinesis, actomyosin contractile ring assembly.
AUGGCGGAUGUCAAUAUUUGUAUCACUGGUUUUCAAGUUGCCAGCAAUUGCGAGCUUGACUUGGCUUUGAAGAAAAUGAACGCAGUUACACGCAACUGUAAAGACGAAAAUGAAAUUAGUCAACUCUUGCAAGACAAAAGCAGAGACUGGUUCUUCCUACUUGAUGACUUUCAGGGUCCACUGUUUGACAUGUUGAAACUAAAGCGGCAGAGGAUAAUUGGUCCGCCGAUCGUCUUAUCUUGCGCUGACAGUAAUCAGUCAUUACCCAACUGUAUUAGGCCAUUAUAUUGUACAUUAUUGCAAGGAACGAUUUUAUGCUUUACCGGCUUUAAAGAGAAAGAUGCAAUUGCAAAAUUAGUAAACAUGGUACAUUUUAUGGGAGCAAGUAUUCGUAAGGAAAUGACUGCAAGGGUAACUCAUCUUAUUGCUAACACAGUUCAGGGUGAAAAAUAUCGUGUAAGUAAAUAUCUCCCUACCACAUCGCUAUAUUAUUUCGGUUACGAUUGUGUGGUAAUGGCAGAAAAUCAGAUGCUUAUGAUUGAUAAUGAAUUAUUAGCUAUAGUCAUUCAUGCGCUAUUGACAAAUUUGAUUUUGGAAUUUUUAACUGUUGAUGAGAAUAGGCAGCAGUAA